Messenger RNA from Saxophila tyrrhenica, 1344 nucleotides. RefSeq lists its product as uncharacterized. The record is from RefSeq and is a predicted model, not a curated record. Lineage: Eukaryota; Fungi; Ascomycota; Dothideomycetes; Mycosphaerellales; Extremaceae. The transcript has a single exon. Bases 1 to 1344 code for a protein of 447 amino acids.
AUGGGCGGCAACGCAUUCGCUCAAGCAGCGGCCGCUGGUCAACCGAAGCUCAACACACCACGGAUGACCCCCAAAGAAUACGACGAGCUCAAGUCGAUCUACCUCGCGAAGCUACAGAACUGCAUGCCUGCAGCCAAGGUGGCAUGUCUCGUCGAAGCGCCAGAGAAGGAAGACUACGGCGACAUGGACAUCUUGGUGGCUAUCGACCGCAAAAUGGACUUCAUCAACUUGGCCACCGCCAUCGGGGCUGCCGGACUCAUCUGCCACAGCAGCGGCGGACACCAGAUGUGCUCGCUCGCGGUUCCGAAAGAUGGGUCACGCCAUGGCGACCUUCCGGUCGUCUACAAGAUGGUCCAUGAGAAUGCGGUCCACCAAACUGGCGUUCAGCUUUCCAUCGAGACCACCGACGAGCAGUACGCUCAGAUCGACGUCGAAGUCAUCCCAACGGAGAUGCUGGAAUGGCACAUUUUCUACAGUUCUUACGGCGAUCUGUCUGGCCUACUCGGCCAUACUGUGAAGAAUCUGGGCUUGAGGAUCACUGACAGCGGGCUCUGGCUCCAGAUGAUCGAGCUUGAUGUCGCCAAGAGCGUCCCAGUGCACGACCUUGCGGAUAGCGAUGGUCGCAUCUUCUUGUCCAAGGAACCAGCGAAGGUCAUGGAGUUCAUGGGCCUGCGGGAGACGACUUUCGACAAGGGCUUCGCAACAUGCGAUGAGCUGUACUCUUGGGCAGCCAGCUCUCGCCUGCUGUUCCCAGAGACGGUCAAGAGCAGCUGGAACAAGUCUAAUGAAGGUCAGCGCGAGCGCAAGCGAGGAAUGUAUGCGGUGUACUUCAAGGAGUGGCUGCCUCUGCGGAUGGACAUGAAGCCGGACCAGGACGAGGAGGAAAGGCAGCAAGCGAUUGCAAGACUGCGUCAGGAUGUACAGAAUGAUGCUGUUGGGUUCUUUCGAAAGCGAGAAGAGUACGAUACCAAGCGCCAUGCGAUCAUACUGAAGACGCAGAACAUGAUUGCGGCGAACCACCUCAAGCCCUUGGUCGCCAAGCACAGUGGUACGGAGGGCAGGAAGCUAGCGGAGGUCUAUCGUGCGUUCCAGAGACAUGUCGACUUCGAUAGUCUUGGGCAACCGUAUGUGGCAGAGACCGCACACAAGAACGAGCAGUCGCAGCUCUACCGCUUUCUCGCAGACGACGGAAAGACUUUGAAGGAUCCGGAUGGUGCAGAUGCGUGGGUGAAGGAGCAUUGGGAAUUGUUGAAGACGAUGCUGCGGCAGAAAGGUGCUACUGGCGAAGCGCAUGCGGACAAGGGCGUGGUGGAUAAGGAGAAGGCUGCUGCAGGCGGAGAUUGA